GCAGCUGCCUCCAUAGGCAACAUGGCUGCUUCCCACUUACCUCCUGCGGCACUGACGCUGAAGCAGUUCCUGAGAAGGCAGCAAGUUCUCCUCCUCUACAGAAAGAUUUUGCGGGUCAUUAGGCAAGUUCCAAGCGAUGCUGACCGAAAAUACCUUCAGGACUGGGCCAGGGAAGAAUUUAAACGAAACAGAAGUGCCACAGAAGAGGAUACAAUCUGGAUGAUGAUGACUCAAGGCAAGAUGCAGCUAAAGGAAUUAGAAAGGACACUUGCUUUAGCCAAAUCUUAACUAAGAGAUGUUUUCAGAUCCCCAUGUGUUUUGCACAGGCUCAAAGCCACUGUCACGAAGCACCAGUAAAAUGAAAAGAUGAUCACUGUAAUGAAGAAUGCAAAUCAAGGUGUUAACAUUUCCACUACACUGGCUGUAAUUAAAAGGUGAACUU
This is a messenger RNA of Acomys russatus (golden spiny mouse), 442 nucleotides long. Its product is annotated as LYR motif-containing protein 2-like. Lineage: Eukaryota; Metazoa; Chordata; Mammalia; Rodentia; Muridae. Bases 22 to 288 code for a protein of 88 amino acids. The transcript has a single exon. Gene Ontology annotation, cellular component: mitochondrion. The record is from RefSeq and is a predicted model, not a curated record.